AUAUAAGGAGUGGUCAUGGCGAUAUACAGUAUUGAUGCACUGCCCUUGUGUCCCUGCCAGGGUGCGGAGGCAGCCAAUGUCACUGGCCCCGGUGGCGUUCCCGUUAAAGGAAGCAGAUUUGCCCCCAACAGGCGGAGGUUCCGUCGGCGCUUCUACCGGCCUAGAGGAGACAAUGCCGAGUCUAGUGGUGAAGGCGUGAGCCCUGAUCAAGUGAGUGAAGGGGAACGGGCAGACGAUGGGUCCCCCCAGCAGAGACCCCCACAGCGCCGCCGUCCUCCUCCAUUCUUCUACAGGCGACGCUUUGGAAGGGGUCCGAGACCACCAGCUCAGCAGGCUCCUGGUGCCGAGAACGCGGAGGCCAAAGACCAAGCCGCAUCUGACGGCGCACAGAACGGAGAUGAUCAGCAGAGGCCCACUCCUCGCAGGUUCCGGCCCAGAUUCCGCAGACCUUUUCGCCCUCGGCCUCCACCUCAGCAGACCACCUCAGAAGGAGGGAACGGCGAUGGCAAAACCGUAUCUGACGCAGCCACCCCACGUCAAGCCCCACAGCAGCAGCGCAGUCGCCCUUACUUCCAGCGACGCAGGCGGCCAGGAGCAGCCCCGGGACAAGCGGCUGCCCAGGGUGAUGGAAAAACCCCUGCUGAGCCCCCACAAGGCUCCACUGCAGAAGAGGCUGCCAGCAAACCACCCGACUCCCCCACAGGGGCAGGCGAAGCGCCCGUCCAGGCGUCUGCUCCGAGCCCUGUGGCAGCCCCGGCAGUCGAGUGAUGCCUUAUAAGGUACAGCAAUGUCUGUCUCGUCUUGCAGCAGCACAUACACGGGGAUCACAGUGACACUGCGUGACAUGGCGCGAGGCUGACAGCGCCCCCUAUUACACUGUUUGGGACUUUGUUGCACUUGUUUGGGUUUUCUUCAUUGCACUUACUUGUGUUGCUAGUAAAGAUGGAAGAGCA
Molecule: messenger RNA, 953 nt
Organism: Hyla sarda
Lineage: Eukaryota; Metazoa; Chordata; Amphibia; Anura; Hylidae
Product: Y-box-binding protein 2-A-like
Exons: 6
Coding region: 16-768 (250 amino acids)
Biological process (GO): regulation of gene expression
Cellular component (GO): nucleus
Molecular function (GO): nucleic acid binding
Source: RefSeq, a predicted model, not a curated record